AUGAACCAGAUAAAGGUCACCGGGGAGGAUAAGCCCACAGAAAGAAGAGCGGAACCGGUUGGAGCAUCACAGUCGGAUGCUACCACCAGCAGCACAAAUGAGCGGGAUAAAAAUGUAAACCUGGCUCAAGUGGAAGAUGGAAAUACAAAGGUCACUGAAGAGGAACUUGUUGAACUGGGACUGGAUGACCUUUCACUGAACGAUAAGACCAUCGGUGAUGACCUUUGGGCAACUCCAAUGGUCUCGGAUGAAUCGAAUGAAUCAUACUUCACGGAUGAUGAAGCGACGAUGAAUAUGUCCUUCCAGACUGCGAUGAAAGAAGCUGACCGUGCUGAAGGGAUGACACCAUUUAAGGACAUACCCGAGCACCUUAUUGAACGGACACAAACAGGAAAGGUCAUCAAUGUUAGACCGCCAUCACCGAACAGUCCCACGUCAACUCUGAAGAGACGCGUGAAGGAGUUGGAAAAAGAAAUCGAAGCCAAGGAAGGCCAGGCGACAAAGAAGAAACAAGAGUAUCAAAACCGGAUAGGAUCUCUCGACGCCCGUAUCUACGAAUUGGAGCAGCAACAGGCUGAUUUGGAAAGCGCAGCGGAUGAAUGGAAGAUUAAAUACGAGCGUCAAAAAGAACUCGCCGAGGAGUACUUGAAAAUGGUAGAUGACAGAGAAAUGGAAGAAUUAAAGGACGAAUGCGACUCCCUGAAACAAAAGAUCACUGAAGCUGAAGCCAAGAGAGAUGACUACGCGACUAAACUCGCCGAGGCUACCCAGCGACUGCUGACGAACACUACCGAAGUGUUUAAACUCAGGAACGACCUGAAGCUGCGCGACGAGAAUAUCGGGAUCCUCCAAAAGGAAUCAUAUGAUCAUCAGAGAAGGGCCGAUGAAGCCGCCAAAGUGGCUAAAGACCUGCGAGAUCGUAUAACCACCGAAGGCAUACGGUUGAACAAUGAGAUAAAGCAGGCGAAAGAGGAGAUUAAGGCGUUGAAGGAGGACAACAAAAAGGUCACCGAAGCGAAUGACGAACUUACCGAAAGAGGCCAAAGAUGGGAGCACGAAGCAGAUCUCCUAGACACAAAGGUCACCGCACUUGAGUUGAAGGAUAAAGAGUGGCAACAAAUGGUUCACCAGAAGACACAGGAGAUCAUCAGACUCAACACGGAAUUGAUUGAUAUGACCCAAACGGCAAUGACAAGAGAAGAUGAGGUCAAUCAGACAAAAAACCAGCUGAAAGCAGCAGCCGAAGAAUACAUGACGUUGGAAAGAGAUGUGACCCAGUUGGCGGAACACAUUAAAAGGGUGGAGAAUGACACUGAAAAGGUCAUUCAGGAGAAGACUUUCCAACUCCAUCAGCACAUGCUAAAGGUCAACGAGGAAAAUCAGAAUUUGAGAACGGAAAAAGAGGAAUUCCAGUUGAAAGUCCGUCGCCUUGAAGACGAAAAUAAGGCGCUCACCAUGUCGAAUAAACACAAAGAUGAACAGCUGUUGCAAUAUGGAGUCAGAACGGCAACAGUAGAAUCACCCCCGCCCAGUUACAGCAAGGCGCAUGAAACGGGCACGGGUAAAAGCUUUCACUUUGAAAUGCCAAAACGAACUGGUACUGGAAAAGGAAGCAUCAAAGCGGAACGGGAAGGUGGAAAGGUCAAAGACGACAAGGAGCCACCAUCGGAAACUUAUUCCCACUCGAAUCGCGGUGAUCCCUCCCAAUUUCCCCCACAUAUUGAAACAAAAAUUUUUGUUGACGAAAGGAAACAGGAGAGACCGUCUAGCCGUCAAGAACGGGAUAGACCGUCUAGCCGUCAAGAACGUCCAAGGAAGUCCCGCUACGCAAAGACGAAGCGAAACCAGGAAGAUGACGACAGUGAUUCUAGUGCAGUAGAAGAUCAAGAUCCGACACAGAAAUUGCCAGCGCAGUCAAAGGACCGGCGAAGACCUGGUUUGAAGGAGAGAGAGAAAUCGCACUCCAAGAAGAAACGGAAUACACCAUUACAGAAUGGAUGGCCAAGUUUAAAGAUGAAUAUGGAGACCGUGACGAGGAAGUUCUUGGCUUACGAGAAGCUAUGGCAAGGAAAUUUGACCUUGGAAAAGAAUCGCUUGAUCAGUUUUAUCAAGCGAUUAUGA
Messenger RNA from Paramacrobiotus metropolitanus, 2121 nucleotides. RefSeq names its product putative leucine-rich repeat-containing protein DDB_G0290503. Lineage: Eukaryota; Metazoa; Tardigrada; Eutardigrada; Parachela; Macrobiotidae. The record is from RefSeq and is a predicted model, not a curated record. The coding region runs from base 1 to 2121 and encodes 706 amino acids. The transcript has 3 exons.